This is a messenger RNA of Kwoniella shivajii, 1320 nucleotides long. RefSeq lists its product as uncharacterized. Lineage: Eukaryota; Fungi; Basidiomycota; Tremellomycetes; Tremellales; Cryptococcaceae. The transcript is spliced from 4 exons. The coding region runs from base 1 to 1320 and encodes 439 amino acids. The record is from RefSeq and is a predicted model, not a curated record.
AUGAGCAAGUCGGCAUAUUUUCGUACUUCGAUUCCUCAGAUACCAGACUUGAUCUUACCUGAUACUUUGAAUCUUUCACCUAGUGCAGCCAGAUACUCACUUUCGGCACCGACCUCAGCGGUAUUGAAUACUCACUCAAGACCCAGUAUACAUCCACAGAGAGACAGUCUGAGACCGCCUCUAAGGCCUAAAUCAGCAUCUUCUCGCUCAUCAUUGACGCUGACCAUAAAAACCAGUAGAUCAUAUCCUAACGAUGGAAGUGAAGGCUUCACCUUUGCCGACAACGACAAUGACGUCGAUUUCUCUAUUCCCGCUGUACAUAACUCCUUUAAUGCAAAAAGGGGUGAUAGUGGCCAAGAAGGAGAUUUCCAUCUACUAAAUGAGGAAGACGUUUAUCAUUUGCAGACAGUAUCUCGAUUAGAAGGUAAAGGUAAAUCUGAAUCGGGUGAACCUCAAUAUGAUUUAACGGGACAGUCAAAAAGUGUUCAGUUUGAUCGAAGAAAGGAACAAUUCCCACAAAUACCCAAAACACCACGUACACCAGCACAAUUCAUUCAGGAUAGAUUAUCUUCAUUACCGAAUGUUAUACCUACUCAUCGCCAUCUGCCCACCCCGAUCAUGCCGGUCAUUCACCUGAUGUUGAUCACGGCUCAUUUAAUUCUGAAUGCCAUGAUACCUUAUUUGUUGGUGCAGAACUUCAUACAACCAUUAGUCCUCUGGAUCAUUACCGUAGUUACAGCUUUGCUCGAAAGUGUUUAUCUCUUACCGGGUAUAUUCCUAGAAGUUAUCGGAUUGUUCCGUCGAAAACCGAUCGAUUCAGCGUGGCUUCAAACGGGUGUUCAUUUAGUUAUUAUGGUACUCUCAGUAGCACCUCAUGCAGCUACUGUUUUCCUACUCAUUGUAGCGAAUCAAGUACCCGCAUGUCCGUCAGCAUUGAUAUACAAAGAGCCUGGAGUACCGAAUUUUGAAUCUCAUUUACGUUGGUCAGCAUGUGAAGCUUUGCCUAAAGUGACAAUGAUAUCGAUGGUCAAUCUCGUCGUGGUUGGUUGUGAGAUCGUAGUAAGUAGUGUAGCUAUUGCAAUGGAUUAUAGAAUUCAGAAGAAAGAAGAUAGGCGACGGUCGAAGAUCACUGAUGAGCUUGAGGAUAGCGAGAAGGAGAAAAGGAGGAAGCGAAGGAGAACAUGGUGGAGGGAGAAGGAACAGAAGACGAAGAAGAAAGCAAGGAGGAGAUGGACUGUUGGCGUAGGUAAAUUACUGUGGGGCAUUGAAGGUCAUAUUCACAGAGCUAAGGAUAGGAAAGCGGAACAAAAAGCGCUAUAA